Molecule: messenger RNA, 2217 nt
Organism: Bombina bombina (fire-bellied toad)
Lineage: Eukaryota; Metazoa; Chordata; Amphibia; Anura; Bombinatoridae
Gene: RAD23B
Product: RAD23 homolog B, nucleotide excision repair protein
Exons: 10
Coding region: 310-1536 (408 amino acids)
Biological process (GO): nucleotide-excision repair; proteasome-mediated ubiquitin-dependent protein catabolic process
Cellular component (GO): nucleoplasm; cytosol
Molecular function (GO): polyubiquitin modification-dependent protein binding; damaged DNA binding; ubiquitin binding
Source: RefSeq, a predicted model, not a curated record
AGUGGCGCAUGCGCUCUUACGCGCCUCGAACUGAGUGGAGUCAUGAUGGCGUUGGACAGGCCGUGCUGAUGAGACAGCUAAAUAAUCGUCAGCAAAAACACUAGAAAAAGUUAAGGCAGAAGUACCGGCAAGCAUUGAGACGGUACUACGGACGUUUUCCUAUUUUCUCGCCGAAAAAGCGAGAUAGUGUGAAGGUUGCAAUUACAUUUAAUAGGAGGAUUACGCGGGUGCACCACUGCUGAUUUACAAGACUGAACACAGGGCCGGAGUUUACUACCUUACAACAGGGGGACACACUGAGCUGCCAACAUGCCGAUCACACUGAAAACUCUUCAGCAGCAGACCUUUCAAAUCGAUAUCGACAUGGAGGAAACGGUCAAAGCAUUGAAAGAAAAGAUUGAAUUAGAAAAGGGAAAAGACGCUUUUCCUGUUGCUGGCCAGAAAUUAAUUUAUGCAGGUAAAAUCCUCAAUGAUGACACAGCUCUCAAGGAGUAUAAAAUUGACGAGAAGAACUUUGUUGUGGUUAUGGUGACAAAACCUAAAGCAGCAGCCGGCCCAUCUGCAGCGGCACCAGCAACAGCUCAACCUGCCAGUGCUGCCAAUCCAACUUCUGUUUCUCCUCCUUUACCAUUUACACCAAUUGCCCGGACUAAUGCCCCUAUUCCAUUGCCUCUUCCUUUCACCAUGCCCCCAAUACCAGUAUCUGCUGCACCUACUACUGAUCCGCCCGCAACCACUGCUCCUAAAGAAGAGAAUCCAGACGAAAAGACAGUGACUCCCCCAGAGACAGUGAGCCCUUCAUCAACUGAGUGCAGUUUACCAGAUGAUUCCACUCGACCAUCACUCUUUGAAGAUGCCACAAGCGCACUUGUGACCGGGCAAUCCUAUGAAAAUAUGGUGACUGAAAUUAUGUCAAUGGGCUAUGAGCGAGAACAAGUAAUUGCAGCUCUGAGAGCUAGUUUCAACAACCCUGACAGAGCAGUAGAAUAUCUUCUCAUGGGCAUACCAGGUGAUCGAGAGGAUCAAGCAGUUGCUGAACCCCCUCAAGCACCACUUAGUGCUGCACCUACCCAACCUUUGCCUGUACCUGCAGGUGCAGCAGCAACCACAACAACACCUACUACACCAUCUACUGGAGGAAAUCCCCUUGAUUUCUUGCAGAAUCAGCCUCAGUUUCAACAGAUGAGGCAAAUAAUUCAGCAAAAUCCUUCCUUGCUUCCAGCACUUCUACAGCAGAUAGGAAGGGAAAACCCAUCACUAUUGCAGCAAAUUAGCCAACAUCAGGAACAGUUUAUUCAGAUGUUAAAUGAUCCAGUCCCAGAAUCUGGUGUUCAGAGUGGAAGAGGAGGAGUAGCAGCUGAAGCUGGAAGUCAUAUGAACUACAUUCAAGUUACACCUCAGGAAAAAGAAGCUAUAGAAAGAUUAAAAGCGUUAGGAUUCCCUGAAGGACUUGUCAUUCAAGCUUACUUUGCAUGUGAGAAGAAUGAAAAUCUGGCUGCCAACUUCCUCUUACAGCAAAAUUUUGAUGAUGAUUGAAAAGAAGAGACUAUUUUUUAUCUCACUUCACACCAGUGCAUUACACUAACUUUGCUCACUGGAUUUACUGGGAUGAUUUGGGCGCAUAUCCACAAUAUUUGGUGUAUGGUAGACAAGGGGAGGGUGGGUUGGGAAAAUAUCAGGACAAAUUUGGACAUUAAUUAAUAAACCAUAAGGCCUAAUUGAGCAGUUAAAGCAGUCAAAGUGUAUAAUAAAAGUAAAAAAAAUAAAUAAAAAUAAUAAAACAAAUUAUACAACUGAAAUACAGCUUCAGCAGGAGUUUUUUCCCUCAUAUACUUUAUGCAAAUAUCUAGAUUUCAAUUUUCCUUUUUAAUAGCGACUUUAGAUCCAGAAAUUUAGUGUAAUGCCCUGCUUCCUAUUUCCAUGUUAAUAUAAACCUUGGUUUUGAAAAUAGGUCUGUUACCUGAGAUAUAGACUCUGUAUUUUAUGGUAACACUGAAUUAUAUACUCUAACCUUGUUAAAUCCUUAAGGCUAAAUGGAAGCUUGUCAGAUGUAAAUGCCAAAAUAAACAUAGGUGAUCAUUUGCUGCUUCAGGAAGACAAUACAAAUGUAUUAAAAUUAGAGGAGAGUAAUGUUUUUUUACUUGGUAAAUGCUGUGAAAGUAACUUGAAAAGCACUUUCCUUCAAAUAAAAAAAAAAAUAGGAAUUCAUCAAUUAUA